UCUUGAUAUUGUUCUUCCGAGAAGAGGAAUUGAAAAAACAACAUUGAUUCAACAUGCUAAUGUGCCAUACAGUCUCUGUCACAAACAUGAUCCUGGUAAGACGUGAAUCCUUCUUUGAAUCUUCCACUUCUCAGUUCAAACCGCGACCCACUUGACCAUUUGUCUACUAGUAUUCCGCCUUUUACCCUCUUACUACAGCGUAGAAUUGCGAAACCCCUUAAAGAUAUCCCUGCAGGAUGAGCUACCGAUUCAACCUCGCCACCCCAGAUGAUCCCUUCGGUGACCUCGAGCAAAAAAUACCAGAUGAUGGUGAUGACACCGAAUCCCUCACCUCCUCCGAAGAUGAAAAUGAGGAUCUGAGCCCAGAGGAGCAAAUUCUCGAAGACCUUGAGUCUGACUUCAACCUAUUGACCCUCGAAGCGCAGACAAUCAUUGCCCAUCAGCCUCGAGCGACUCAAGUCCAAUUCACCGUCGACACCAGAAAACUGUUCAACGAUUACCAACAACAUGGCUCAAUGGCGCGUCUUAAAGUCGGACUGGAAAAGUUCCUUGAGCGCGGAGACGACGGCGGCAAACUAGAAUUCGAAGAUGCAGAGGCUGAAAAGGCAAACACCGACCCUGGUCACUUCGGUGAAGUCUUCAUGAUCAACAACACCGCGGAUGACGAUCAACCAAAAUAUGUCGAUGGAGGUCUUCGCGUGCACAACACAGUGAAUGCUCCAAAGUCAACAUUCAAUCAAUUCCAUAUCGUGGACUCCGACUCGAUCCCCUAUGUCACAAAUCUGCCAUGGGACCCUAUCGCCACAGUUCUGCGUUGGCCAGGGAGUCUCCAAUGGCCGCGCGGCUUGCUCAGCAGAAUCAACCAAAUCCUCAGCAUUGUCGACCACGAGUCUCGCGUCCGCCUAUUCCACCAUAUCUCCAAGUACGGUCCAUCACCAGUCUUCAGAGUUGGCAUUGCCCAGCACGUCGAGAGCCAGUACUCCACCAUUCUCGAGACUUCCGAAGACAACUAUCUCGGCUUGACACCUGAGUCGAGAUCCUUCUUGCGCUCCGUGUUCGAAUCCGCCGUUAGCCUGAACCGAACCGAGAUCCGAAUGCUAGCCCAAGCAUGCAGAAUUGCAGAAGAGUCCGUCAAGAUCUUCUGGGAAGACUUCUCUUCUUCCAGGAGGGGUUAUAAUGCCAUGAAGAUGUUCAUGAUGGCUAGAGAGGUGGAGAAGUCGAAAGAAGCGAGACUAGACAAAGUCACCGGACAACGAUCUGCGUCUUGGAAUGAAUACGAGGAAAGAAGGAUUGCUGAAGCGAGAAAAGCAUACAAUAUCGGAGCGGCGGAGAAGCAACGACAGCAAGGCCGCCACAGUGAAGCAAGCGAUACGGUCCGACCGCUCGGUAUUGCCAAUGACUACGCCAACCGGAGACUCGGGGAAGAAUGAACUGAAGUGGGUCGAUUCAAGUGGUAUAUGCCAGAGUAAUCAGACACCACUGCAUAUCGAAAGGUCAUGGAUGGGCACAGUGAUUGAGCUCAACAAUGGCAAGCAUUUACGCUUCACAGGACGAGCGUCACUGUGUCAGGUACCAAGGUCAUCUGAUGAGCCACGCUCUCAGUCCGGAGAAAUCAAACUUCGAUUUAGUUCGAUUGUUUCUUGACGCCUCUUCUCUAUGGUGUCGGUAUUGAUCCAGACGGUCCGAACAGCGUCCUCUAGGAGUCGUGUUUGCUCGGUAACAAACAAAGCAAAUCGUGCCGACAGCAGACGGCACAGCUUUCUCG
Molecule: messenger RNA, 1765 nt
Organism: Exophiala xenobiotica
Lineage: Eukaryota; Fungi; Ascomycota; Eurotiomycetes; Chaetothyriales; Herpotrichiellaceae
Exons: 1
Coding region: 237-1430 (397 amino acids)
Source: RefSeq, a predicted model, not a curated record